GCCUCCAAACUUCCACCCUCCCCUCAAGUUGGAAACCACAUCCAAACCCACCGUGGAGCAUCUCCACCUUCAGCCUCAAGGCGCACAGAUCUGCUCUCCACAUAUCUCACCUGAGGAUUCGCUCCAGGCAGGUAGAGGAGAACCUCUGAGUUCCUCUCAGACUGAAGGUUUCUGGGUGUUGUUGUGGUCGUCGGUGCAGCCAGCAGUGUCCGCCAGCUGCGCAGGCAUGCAGGUGAUUGCGCUGCUGGCGCUCCUCACGCUCCCAGCUUGCAGCGCCGCUUCGGGGGCUGACGCCUGCCCGGCCGUCUGCGAAUGCUCUGAGUGGAGGAGCCUCACCAUCUCCUGCUUCGACAUCGAUGCUCUCCCGAGGUUUCCAGCGAGCACCGAGACGCUGUGGCUGUUUGAGACCCGGUUGUCGUCCAUUCCUGCAAAUGCAUUUUCCAGCAUGGUCAACAUCUCAAGGAUAUAUCUAUCAGUGGACGUGAUGCUGCAGAGGCUGGACAAGCACGCCUUUUACAACCUGAGGAAAAUCACCCACAUAGAGAUUCGGAACACAAAAAAUCUGAAGUUUCUAGACCCAGAAGCUUUUAAAACUCUCCCAAAUCUCAAGUACUUAGGGAUUUUUAACACAGGCUUAACACUGUUUCCUGUCCUGAGCAACAUCCACUCAAACGACAUGAACUUUAUACUGGAAAUUGUUGAUCAUCCUCACAUCACUGAGAUCCCAGCAAACUCCUUCCGCGGUAUCACAAGUGAAAUGCUGACAGUAAUGCUGUAUGGAAACGGCUUCAGAGAGAUACAACAUCAUGCUUUUAACGGUACAAAGCUGGAUCAAGUUGACCUCCAUCGGAACACAUUUUUGACAAACAUCGAUGACAGAGCUUUUGUGGGAACCAUCAGCGGCCCAAUGCUUCUGGAUGUGUCUAUGACAGGGAUUAUGUCUUUGCCCACCAAGGGUAUGGAGUCUCUGCGGGAACUGAAGGUGCGCAAUACCUGGACUCUAAAGAAGCUGCCCCCCAUCAAGGUCUUUAAACAUCUCACUGUUGCCAAUCUGACCUACCCAAGCCACUGCUGCGGUUUCAAAAACCUGAAAAAGAAACGAGGCUUCCUGGAGUACAUCAUUUGCAACUUAACUGCUUUCUAUGAUCAGCAUCACAAACGCUCCGUGGGUCCCCUUCGCAUCCCCACUCUUCAUGCAGACGGUGUUAUGGAACCCCCCGUAGCCCAGGAGCCAAGCGAUGGAGAUUAUCAAGAGAUCCAUCAAGAUUGGAGGCAAGGAGACUUCCAUGGCAGCCUCCUCUACCACACAUACUUCGGAGGGCAGUCUGAUGAUGAAGUUGGUUUUGGAGAAACCCUCAAGAACCCCCAGGAGGACAACAGCCAUGAUUUUGACAGUCGUUAUGAUUACGUGGUGUGUGAGGAAGGGGAGGAGGUUGCAUGUGCUCCAGCACCUGAUGAGUUCAAUCCUUGUGAGGAUAUCAUGGGAUUUGGCUUCCUGCGAGUGUCUGUGUGGUUUGUGAGUCUGCUGGCUGUGCUGGGAAACUUGGUAGUUCUCCUGGUACUGCUCACUAGCCACUACAAGCUCUCAGUCUCCCGCUUCCUCAUGUGCCACCUGGCCUUUGCAGAUCUGUGCAUGGGCAUUUACCUGCUACUAAUAGCAUCUGUAGAUCUCCACACAAGGUCUGAAUACUUCAACCAUGCCAUAGAUUGGCAGACCAGUCCUGGUUGUGGACUUGCUGGGUUUUUUACAGUCUUCUCCAGCGAGCUGUCCGUCUACACCCUGACAGUCAUUACUCUCGAGAGAUGGUACGCCAUCACUUUUGCUAUGCGGCUGGAUCGUAAACUACAUCUGUACCAUGCAGCGGUGGUGAUGUUAGGUGGAUGGAUCUUUUGCCUUCUUCUGGCUGUGCUCCCGCUGGUUGGGGUGAGCAGCUACCAGAAGGUCAGCAUCUGUCUCCCAAUGGACACUCAGUCCACAGCUGCUCAGAUCUACAUCUUGUCCGUGUUGGUUCUAAACAUUAUUGCUUUUUUUGUGAUCUGUGCUUGCUAUAUCAAGAUCUACUGCACAGUCCGUAACCCCCACUAUCACUCUGGAUCCAAGGAUACCAACAUUGCCAAACGCAUGGCGGUCCUCAUCUUCACUGACUUUCUUUGCAUGGCACCCAUUUCCUUCUACGCCAUGUCGGCUGUUCUGGAUCGACCCCUGAUCACGGUCUCUAAAUCCAAAAUUUUAUUGGUCCUCUUUUAUCCCUUGAACUCCUGCGCUAACCCGUUUCUCUAUGCCAUCUUCACGAAGGCCUUCAGGGGAGACGUAUUUAUCCUUUUCAGUAAAGUGGGGUUAUGUCAGCAGCGAGCACAACUGUUCAGAGGCCAAACGGUUUCAUCAAAAGGAAGCAGCGGGACUUGUCAGGUCCGUAGGGACAAGGUCAGGAACUCAGGAGCUUUAGAUCGUGAAGAAAUACCCAUCCACCUAAAAAAGUGUUCCAAACAUUUGUACAAAAAAGCAAUAAGCCGAAAGAAGAGCACUGAAGAGAAGGAGAGUGUAGAUGAGCUGGACUCAACCAUGAGGUAGUAAAACGAACCAAGUUUAAGUGGUAUAUUAAAGGCUGAAACUUAACAGUACGCUCCAACACUUGGUAUCUGCUUUAUUCUUCUGACAAAGUUGAGCUGCUUCCACUAUUCUGGCAGCAACAAUUUAAGGUUCCAGCUGAAACAUGAACCAGACUUCAUCUCACUUUACUCCUGUUUGCUUCAGUGGAAGAACUUUAGUUUGUUUUCAGAGAAAACACAUCGAUUUGCAAAACAGUGCACUUAUUUCCAGAGUCUGAAUUAUGAAUUUAGUGUAAAUCUAAAAGUUAAAGGGAAUUUAGCAAGACUUUGUAAGCUUCUGGCUUUAAAGGGAUUUUAUGAAUUUUCUGUGGAACGUAAAGCAUAUCUUUUUUUAAGAAGCUUUAGGACUUUAAUGAAGCUGCUUUCUUUUUGUGUCUCCAUCACAUAACCUACUUUUAUUAGGGUCCUUUAUAAGUCUCUCUUCAAAAUAGGAGCUUUCCUUACAUAAGCUGAUCUGUGGUUCACCUGACCUGAGUUUUGUGAUGUUUCAGAAAAGGUGUGGAAGUAUUCUGCCCCUCCGUAAUUCUAAGCUAACAUUCAGAGAAAACAGUUUGAUCUGAAUUGUCUUGUCCAGGACAGCCUGCUGGCUCAGUGCCGUUCAGUUUUAGAAGCUUUUCCAGGAAGAACCAUUAGUCCUUAUUCAUGUAAAUAUAGAUUUGUGCAUGGAGACCUAUAAAUGAAUAAUAA
Messenger RNA from Oryzias melastigma (Indian medaka), 3297 nucleotides. RefSeq names its product thyroid stimulating hormone receptor (gene tshr). NCBI's taxonomy places the organism in Eukaryota, Metazoa, Chordata, Actinopteri, Beloniformes, Adrianichthyidae. Gene Ontology annotation, cellular component: membrane. The coding region runs from base 227 to 2572 and encodes 781 amino acids. The transcript has 10 exons. The record is from RefSeq and is a predicted model, not a curated record. Gene Ontology annotation, molecular function: thyroid-stimulating hormone receptor activity; protein binding. Gene Ontology annotation, biological process: G protein-coupled receptor signaling pathway.